Lodderomyces orthopsilosis Co 90-125 is the source of this 2088-nucleotide messenger RNA. RefSeq names its product mRNA-binding ribosome synthesis protein (gene NOC2). Gene Ontology annotation, cellular component: nucleolus; nucleoplasm; Noc1p-Noc2p complex. The coding region runs from base 1 to 2088 and encodes 695 amino acids. NCBI's taxonomy places the organism in Eukaryota, Fungi, Ascomycota, Pichiomycetes, Serinales, Debaryomycetaceae. Gene Ontology annotation, biological process: ribosomal large subunit biogenesis. The record is from RefSeq and is a predicted model, not a curated record. The transcript has a single exon.
AUGGGGAAGACAUCCAAACAAACUAAAAAGUUUCAGAACAAACACUUGAAACAUACGAUAGAGCAUCGUAAGAAGGCUCAAGACUUCAAGAAAAAGGCGGCUAUGAGAAAGAAGGGGGGAGGAGAUAAACCACAAGUCGAACAGCCUAAAGAUGGUUCAACUUUCGAGGAUAUGUCGGUUGAUGACUUUUUCGCCGGUGGCUUCGAAUUGCCAAAAGGAAUGGAAAAGAGUAAAAAGAAAAUGGAGGAAUCAGAUGAUGCAUCCCUGUCAGACGAGUCUUCAGAGGAUGAGGAGGAUAUGAAAAAGAAUCUCGAAAACUUGGAGAAACAGGAUCCCGAAUUUUACAAAUAUUUGAAAGAAAAUGAUAAUCAAUUGUUGGAUUUUGAAGGAGUCAACCCAUUGGAAGCAAUGAGCGAUGAUGACGAUGAAGGGCAAGACGAAGAGGAGGAGGCGGAAAUUGAAGACAUAGGAGAUGCAGCACCUUCAACAAGCAAAGCGCCGAAUAAGGUGGAAAUUACCACUCAGCUUGUCGACAAAUGGAGUAAGCAAUUGGAAAAGCCUACUCCAAAAGUUAUCAGAAACAUCAUCAUUGCGUUCAAAGCCGCCGUGAAUAUCAAUAGUGGAGAAGAUUACAAGUACUCCGUAGUCGAUCCUAAAGCUUUUACUGAAUUAAUGUUAAUGGUUUUGAAGAAAGUGCCAAUGGCUGUACAGGAUAUUGUAAAGUACAAGACCAAACAAGGAGUUAGGACUAUUCCGCAGAACGCUCAGGCUAGUCAAAUUGGCUCUAUUUUGAAAACACAUGCAAGCUCAUACAUCACUUUACUCAAGGAUAUCACCAAUACAGAAACAGCAGCUAUAAUUUUAGCUUCCCUUUAUGAGGUGUUUCCAUACUACUUGUCACAUCGUCGUUUGUUGAAGCAAAUCAUCACCGCUGUGGCAAACGUUUGGGCUAGCUCCAAUGAAACUGAUACCCAAAUUGCUUUGUUUGCUUUCAUUAACAACGUGGUGAGAGAGUAUCCAAAAUCAAUCUUGGAAACGGUUCUUAAGGUCUCAUACUCAUCCUUUUUACAACAUUGUAGAAAAACCAACCCACAUACGAUUUCAAGAAUUAACUUUUGCAAAAACUCGUUGGCUGAAUUGUUCAGUGUUGAUGAGACCAUUGGUUAUCAAGUCGGAUUCGAGUAUGUUAGACAACUCGCAAUUCACUUGAGAAAUAGCGUAAACGGAAAAGGAGGGUUUGUGACAAUAUAUAACUGGCAAUACUGUCACUCUCUUGAUUUCUGGUCAAGGGUAUUGACAUUAUGCAAAGAAACUUCGUCCUUAAGGCAAUUGAUUUACCCAUUGGUGCAAGUUUCCUUGGGAGCAAUUAGAUUAAACCCAACUGCCCAGUUUUUCCCAUUAAGAUUUUACUUGAUGAGAUCGCUUUUGAGAUUAUCUAAAACUGGGGUGUACAUACCGUUGUUUCCAUUAUUGUAUGAAAUUUUGUCAUCAACUGCUAUUACAAAAUCACCAAAGUCUUCCACUUUGCAAAUUGUCGAUUUCGAACACAAUAUCAAGGUGAACCAGGCCUAUUUGGGAACUAAAAUCUACCAAGAUGGAUUGUGUGAGCAAUUCAUUGAGUUGGCCUCAGAAUUUUUUGGCUUGUAUGCUAAAAGUAUUGCAUUCCCUGAAUUGACAACACCAGCAGUUCUUGGAUUGAAGAGAUUUACAAAAAAGUCGAAAAACAUCAAAUUCAAUAAACAAUUGAAUCAAUUAAUUGAGAAGCUCAAUGCAAAUGCUCAAUUAAUUUCACGCAAGAGGUCCAAUGUUGAGUUUGGUCCAAGUGACAAGCGUGAAGUCAAAGAGUUUCUUAGUGACUUAAAUUGGGACAAGACUCCCCUUGGACAGUAUAUUGUCGUCCAGAGACAGCAAAAGGAAGAAAGACUUAGGUUGUUCAAGGAAGCGCAAGAGGAAGAAGAAAGGGCUAAGGAACAGAAGAAGAGGGAAGAAGAGGAAGAGGAAGAAGAGGAAGAGGAAGAAGAGGAAGAGGAAGAAGAGUGUAUUGACGAUGAAGAGGGGGAGGUAGAAGAUGAGGAUAUGCUGGAUUAG